AUGUCCCAAUAUACAACUGGUGAAUUCGAUUUACUGAUCCAGAAGGCUACUAGUGAGAGUAUCCCUAAUGGGGAAUUGGAUCUUCCUGUAGCAUUAGAGAUAUCUGAUAUUAUCAGGUCUCGUAAAUUAAAACCGUUGGAAUGUAUGCGAUGUUUGAAGAAAAGAAUAGGAUCCACAUUAGGUAACCCGAACACACAGCUAUCUUCAUGGAAAUUACUUGAGGUUUGCAUUAAAAAUGGUGGUACCCCAUUCAUUGUUACCAUUUGUUCGAGAGAGUUUAUGGAUACUAUUGAACAUACAAUAAUUAGAAUGUAUGACAACAGAAAUGCCUCGGGAGAUGAUGAACUAUAUGAACUUGUUGCAAAGAUAUUUUAUGAGUUAUAUCUUGCUUUUAAGAAUGACUCCCAAUUACAUUAUGUAUCCACCGUGUAUACCAAGUUAACUUCACGUGGUAUUAAAUUCCCGGAGUAUCUAGUAGAUACAAAUUCUCCAAUGAUAAUGUUUGAUUCAAAGACACCAGCAGAUUGGGUUGAUUCGGAUGCAUGUAUGAUUUGUUCUAAAAAGUUUUCAAUGAUAAAUAGAAGACAUCAUUGUCGUUCAUGUGGUGGUAUCUUUUGUCAAGAUCAUUCUUCACAUAAUAUUCCAUUACCAGACUUAGGAAUCACUGAAGAGGUUAGAGUUUGCGAUAAUUGUUUCGAAGAUUAUGACAUGAAGAAACGUGGCAGUGGAGGCGGGAGUAGUAGCAAUAAAAAAAAACAUCAUAGGAAGCAUGGUAAAAAGAAUAAGAAUAUUGAAGAUGAUGAGGAUGAACAAUUGAAACGAGCCAUAGAAUUAUCGUUACAAGAGAGUAAUAGUAAUAGUAUUGAACCUAUUGUCCCGGUAGUAGAACCUGUCCAUGACACUAACGAUAUCACUGAGGAUGAUCCAGAUUUGAAAGCUGCCAUAGCGGAGAGUUUAAGAGAAGCAGAAGCUACAAAGGCCAGGAACACUAACAUGCAACAAUCUCAACAGACCGCCUAUCCUCAAUUCCAGCAGCAAUUAAAUAACGAUUUAACUAAUGCAGAAGAAGAAGACAUAUACUUGUUUGCUUCCUUAGUUGAAAAGAUGAAGACGCAAACGGUUACUGAUAUAUUAGAUGAUUCACAAUUACAGAACUUAUACCAAAAAGUCAUUGCCUCUAAACCAAAGCUGAACCACUCACUAAACGAUAAGGUUAAUAAAUAUAAUACAUUGAUAGACAUGAAUGCGAAGAUUUCAGAUAUUAUGAAUAUAUAUGAUUCAUUAUUAGAACAACAACUAAGAAGUAUCAAUAUUUCUCAGCAAUAUAGUCUAGCUCAGCAGCCUUCAGAUCCUUAUGCUGUGACACAACAGCUUCCUAGUCAGCCACAACAAGUACAGCAUCCAGUGCAACACGUUGCACCUCAAGUUCAACCAGUCCUAAACACCACCGUACCUGAUUCCCAGGUUCCUGCUCAACCUGUUGCCAAUCUACAAACACAAUCAUAUGCUCAAGUAGCGGUUGAAAACAAUCCACCGUCAACAUUACCAUCUGAACCUCCGUAUCCAGAAGAGAACGAGUUUUCUUCAAAAAAUGACGAGGUCAAACAAAUAGAACCAGAAGAACAUUCGAAUGGUGGGAAAUUGCCUUAUCCAAUGGAAGCUAAUGAACAUACUGGAAUAUCUAAUGAAGUUAAUGAACCUACCAAUAUUGUAAAGUACGAUUUUCCUGCUGUUCCAGCUACCAAACUACCGACUACUAUAAUGCCUAAUGGUGUUACCAACGAUUCAGUGACUAUUCAAAAUAAGGUAGAGCAACCACAAGAAGAGGAAUUGUUACUUGAAUUGUAA
Maudiozyma saulgeensis is the source of this 1848-nucleotide messenger RNA. NCBI's taxonomy places the organism in Eukaryota, Fungi, Ascomycota, Saccharomycetes, Saccharomycetales, Saccharomycetaceae. The record is from the annotation of a GenBank genome assembly.